UCAGGGUCUCCAUGGAGACGGCUUCUACCCGUCGGACUAACGUGGAGGGGAACUGCUAGCCUGAUGGAUGCGGACAGCCUCUUGUUGUCGCUGGAGCUGGCGUCUGGCAGUGGGCAAGGCCUCAGCCCAGAUCGUCGCGCCUCCCUGCUCACAUCCCUUCUGCUGGUUAAGCGCGAUUACCGCUUUGCUCGGGUCCUUUUCUGGGGCCGCAUCCUCGGUCUUGUUGCGGAUUAUUACAUCGCACAGGGCCUGAGUGAGGACCAGCUCGCACCACGCAAGACGCUGUACAGCCUGAACUGCACAGAGUGGAGCCUCUUGCCCCCUGCCACGGAGGAGAUGGCAACGCAGACAGCUGUGGUGAGUGGCCGCUUCAUGGGGGACCCCUCACACGAGUAUGAACACACUGAGCUCCAGAAGGUGAAUGAGGGUGAGAAGGUCUUCGAUGAAGAAGUGGUGGUCCAAAUCAAGGAAGAGACCCGGUUGGUGUCUAUUAUUGACCAGAUUGACAAAGCUGUAGCUGUCAUCCCCCGAGGUGCCCUCUUCAAGACUCCUUUUGGAGUCACCCACGUCAAUCGGACCUUUGAAGGCCUGCCCUUGUCUGAGAUCAGGAAGCUCAGCUCGUACUUCCACUUCAGGGAGGCUGUUGAUCUGAAGAACAAGACCUUGCUUGAGAAGGCAGACUUGGACCCCUCUCUGGAUUUCAUGGACUCCCUGGAGUAUGACAUCCCCAAAGGAGUAUAAUAUAAAGCCAGCUGUGGUGGUACAGACAUCUGGACUUCAAUGCACAGCCCUAUCUCAAAUGUAUCUGUAUUUAUAUAUCUGUCUCGAUGUAUAUCUUCAUCCAUAUAUGUUCGUUAUUAACUAUAGUUACCAUGUUUUACAACAGACCUUUUAAAUUUAUUUUUCCUAUCUACCAUCAUUCUACUUCCUGUGUCCUUUGAAGACCUAACCCCAUACUUUCUUUUAGCCAACCCACCUCUGGUAACAACCAUUCUCCUCCUUCUCUUCUUCUUUGAGACAAGGUGUCAUUAUG
Onychomys torridus (southern grasshopper mouse) is the source of this 1033-nucleotide messenger RNA. It is a transcript of the gene Rsph9, whose product is annotated as radial spoke head component 9. Bases 64 to 741 code for a protein of 225 amino acids. The record is from RefSeq and is a predicted model, not a curated record. Gene Ontology annotation, cellular component: axoneme. Gene Ontology annotation, biological process: axoneme assembly; motile cilium assembly; cilium movement involved in cell motility. The transcript has 5 exons. Lineage: Eukaryota; Metazoa; Chordata; Mammalia; Rodentia; Cricetidae.